Messenger RNA from Trichechus manatus latirostris (Florida manatee), 6716 nucleotides. Its product is annotated as zinc finger protein OZF-like. Bases 4752 to 6608 code for a protein of 618 amino acids. Lineage: Eukaryota; Metazoa; Chordata; Mammalia; Sirenia; Trichechidae. The transcript is spliced from 6 exons. Gene Ontology annotation, biological process: regulation of transcription by RNA polymerase II. Gene Ontology annotation, molecular function: RNA polymerase II cis-regulatory region sequence-specific DNA binding; DNA-binding transcription factor activity, RNA polymerase II-specific. The record is from RefSeq and is a predicted model, not a curated record. Gene Ontology annotation, cellular component: nucleus.
AGAAUCCUUAAACAGAUCCUAGAGGGUCAGCCAUGCUACAGUGUUACAAAAAGUACUUUUAUCCUUUGUAAUGAUUAUUUUACCAAGAACUAUUGUUUAAAUAAACUUGAAAUGUGCAACUGUUAGGAAGUCAAGAUUUAUAGUAAGUAAUUUUGAACAUGCAGAAGUAAAGUUUAAAAUGAUGAGUAAAUAAUGUGUGUGACACCUGUAAUAUGACUAGAGAGAAUGUUACUUUUUAAGCCAAAUGUAAUAAUGUAAAAUGAAGGUAGUAUGUGUAUAUCAAACCUAUUGCAUGUAAGAGCAACAAAAGGAUAUAAUUUUGUUGAGAACAGAGAACAAAAGAGGAAAAAAUACAUAGACACUAAAGAGUCAAGCAGCAGCUGCAUCUAUCAUUUCAAAAAUUUGAAGUGUCUAAAUUUAAGUGUUCUAUUUGAAAAUCUUGGCUAACUUCAGUGUCAUUAGCGAAUCUCUAUUUUUACUAUUUAGACUUACAAUUCACUGGAAUUUUUGUUAUGCAAGUAGUCCUGUUUUUUUUCCCCCAUAUUAAUAACAUGGUGAUCCAGAUCCAAGUACCUUAAAAAGUCUAUUCUUUCUACACUGCAGUUGCUCAAAUGUGAUUUUCUCUCUCAAGGUUAGCAUGGAGUAAAGUUUGCCAUGAGUUGGAAUCGACUUUACGCGCACAACGACAAAAACAAGAGAUCAGUAUUCUAGAAGUGCUCCCUUUUCAGACUGGCGUUCCCUUGGAGUCAUGACUGGUAAUGUAGUCACUUUGUUACCUGAAGCAGGUCCUGCCCCGUGCAGCUUCUCAACAAUAGACACAGUGAGGUGAGGAGGGAGGAAGAGCAUCUAUUGCAAGUGCACAGGCAAGGAGCAAGGAGGUGUAUACCUCAAAUCUGGCUCCCCGAACAAAGGGAGGAAGAACCUUUUAUACCGUCCUUCACAAGGAAGUACAAACAUCAUGGACUACAUAGAUUAUCAUGUCUUGCAAGCGCAGUAAGACAAAUUACUUUUUUUCCUCUUUAAUAUGUUCAGAAAAUGAUGGUUAAGUCCCACCCUGAGUGGAGAUCUUAACAUUAAGUUAGGUCUUAAUGAUGCUUAGGUUACUUUGGGAUACUUUUGAGGCUAGUAAACAGGGUUUGCCUGGUUUAAGGCAGGAACUGAGCCACACAAAGCACUCAGGGUCUUUGAGGACAGUGGACAGGAUGGGGCAGGUUCUGUUUGAUAAUGGCUGAGCAGCUGCUAAUUGAGUCAUGUACAGCGCUGUCUAUCACUUAAGGUUUUGAUGAUAACAGACAGGAGGAGGUCUUGCUUGCUAAUGGCUGAGCAGCUGCUGGCUGCUCUGGCUAUCAACUUCCUAUCAAAUUCAAACCUUCAUUCAAAACUGCUGAACUUUCCUGGUUCGGAAUCUAAAAGUUGCCCGUCAGAUAACAUCUCAGUAUUGGCUUACAUUUCCUAAAGGCCUAAUACAUGUCAGAACUAUGCUUUUUCUUUCCUCUAGCUUGAAGCUUCAGAAGUGGGAAUGGGCCCUGUUUCAGAGGUCACAGUUUGAUUUUUCAUUUCUAGGAGGAGGCAACCUACAGGUUGAGGUAUGGAAUCUUGAGUACCAGUAGACUCAGAGACCAAACCCUUCCCAUAGUCCACCUCGGGCAUGAAGGACUAUAUGGCUCUGAAACUUAACAUAUCCAAAACAGCUUUCUAGUCUCACCGCAGCAAAUCUGCUUCUCACCUGGCUUUCCCAUAUCAGUAAAUGGUACCAGCAUCCAUUCAUUAGAUUGGGAGAUAUACUCAGUCCACCACUAUCCUCUUUUUCUCUCACCUUCCACCUUCAGGAAAGCACCAAGUCCUGUUGGUUUAGAACCAAAAUAUAACCACCAUCUUCUUGGCUGCAACCCUAGUCCAAGCUACUCUGAGAGAUGUCCCUUAGGAAAACAGAUUCUGAACUUUCUCCUACUUUUUCUUUUGUCACAAGAAGGUAUAAUCUCCACCUGACAGCAAGAGGCAUAUUUCAAAAAAAUGUAUACCAAGUAAGCUAUCAAUCACAUAUAGAAUAAAAUCCACGUUUUACAUUGGCCAACAAGAGCCUACAUGUUCAGGCUUAUGUAUGGCUCUUUGACUUAAAUUUAUAACACUUGCCUCAUGUUAAGUAAGCUCUCGACACAUUUUUUAAAAAGUACAAAGAUGUCAAGAUUUUUCCUGCCUUUCAUCCUUUUGCACCAGGUAUUUCCUGUGAUUAGAGGAAAACUUUUUUACCAUAGGCAUCCCAUUAUUAAUUCAGGUCUAAUUGCAAAUGUCACCUCAGAGAGUCCUCCUCUGUCCCCUUUGUUAUUCCCACUCAUUUCUGUAUUUAAAUAUCAUUGCAGUUUUCAGAAAUUAGGUUGACAUUAAUCUUAAUCAUGUCAAUAUAACCAAAUUAUAUUGAAUGUUACCUUUGCUUUUAUCUACUCUCUUUCCCUAUGUGACAGGUUUCCAGCAGACAAAAAGCUGUGAAGCUCUGCAUUGUGGUGAUGGCAGCCUUCACACCCUCUCUGCUGUGUUGAUCAGUUAGGGUUCUGUUGAGUCCACUAGAGCUGCGAUGUCCACUAGCCAGAUGUGGCUAUUGCAAUUAAAAUUAAUUAAAUGUAAAAUAAAAUAUUCCGUUCCUUAGUUGCACUAGUCACGUGUUAAGUGCUGACUAUCCACGUGUGGCUAGUUGCUUCCAUAUUGGUCUAUGCAGAGACAAAACAUGACUAUCUUCAAAGAAAAUUCCACUGAUAGUGCCACUCAAGAGUAUCUACAACGGGUGGUAAUCUGUGUUUGUGAUUAUUCUGUGUGUGACCCCAAUUAUCCGUGUCGUAGGCGGGAAGGAACAAGAAAAGAAAAUACAGAGCGUCUGCCUAUAGAUUUACAGUCUAGCAUGGGAGACAGUUUUAAAUAAAUAAUGAAAAAUCAGAGACAUCUGAUACCUGUAAUAAAAGGACCUGACCUGAGAAUCAGGUUAGACGACUUGAAGGGGAAAAUCAUUUCAGUGAAGAUUCAUAAAGUGCUAUAUACAUAGUUAGCUAUAUACAUGAGCAGGGUUGAUAGCAUGUGGGGUGGGUGGGCAUGGAAAGACUAUUUCAGUUGGGAAAAGUGAGCGUGUAAAUCUCUGAAGCAGCAGAGAAUGCAUUGUUAUCCAUUGCUUGAUAAAAGAGAGAAUGCAUUAUUACCCAUUGCUUGAUAAAAGAGGUGAUUGGAGCAAAGAAAACAAAGUGUGGGUGGGAGGUUGAGGGGUGCUGUGUGAGCCAGACUGGAGGAGGCAAUGGCAGCAGGUCGUUCAGAACCAUGCUGACUAUUCUGGGCUUUUUGAAGGUCAGGGGACAGCCUCUGAUGGGCAUUAAGCAGGGAUGGGUGUGAGUGUAUUUCUAUUUAAAACAGAACAUUCCAGUUCCUGUACUGCAAAUAGAUUUUGGAAAUGACAACCAUGAAUGAAUGAUGUCAAGCAGGACCUUGUUAUGAACAAGUUAAGGAAGACUGUGAGGUGGCCUAGACAUGGAGAUUGUUUAUAGGUCAGGAAGAUAGUGGAUGAUAUACUGUAAAUGUAGAUAGUUCAAAGGGCAUCUCAGUUGAUAGAAUGCUCAUUCCUUGAGUUACAGGCUAUACAGCAGUGAAUGCUUCUCAAAGUUGAAUGUGGAUGUGGAUAACCAGGGUGCAUUAAAAUGCAGAUUUUUAUUUAGCAGGUCUAGGGUGUAGCUUGAGAGUCUAUGUAUCAAGCUCCCAGUUUAUGCUGAAAAUAAGCAUAGAAAUAAAGUUGUGAAUUAAAAUUAGUGCUGUGAGACAAAAUAAUAAAAGGAAAGAUAAUACUUAAAGGGGAAACACUGAUAUAACGGUCAUGUGAGAAAGAACAUUUACACCGAGAUCAAGAAAUAAAAGUGAGAGUCCGCUGGAUAGGGGAGCUGGGUGGGAGGGGGGGAUGGGAACCAAAGCAGGAGAGGGCUCCUUAGAGAAAACUUAAUGAUUGUCUGAUUUAUUUGUCAAUCAAUUUAUUAUAAUUGUGAAAGAGAAAGUGUUAGGAAUCUUCCCAGAUUUCUUGAAAGCUUGGGAACUGGUGGUGGUAUGGUCUGAAAGGAAAAAAAAAAAAAACUCAAGGGUAAUAAUGAAAUUGCAAAAUCAGCAGGAAAAAUACUGAUCACAUAUUGCAAUGGUAUAUAUGAGGGUUAAAAAACAAAAGCAAAGCUCAGUAGAAGAGAUUUAAUUGCACAUAGUUAAAAAUCAUUGAAACAUGAUGAGUGCAUUGACCAAACUUUAAAAAUAUGUUCUUCCUGAAAAUUCACCCACGUUGAUAUCAAAUAACUGUAUGUGUUGAUCUACAAGGGGCAAAGUUACAUAGGUGAACAAACGCAUCCAUGAACCCCUGAGUGCCUGGAGAAAAUCAGGUUCAAGUUUACCAGCCUUGCCCUGGAUGUUUCUCAUGCUCUGGAAUGAGUAAAUUCCUCCAUCUGUGAUGUUGUUGCCAAAUGAAGAGGCUUGAGUAGCUGUGUGAAGAAUGCAGGUCCCAGGUGGCACAGAGAGAACUAGUCCAGUCUAAGCAGUUGGUUACCUAGGGCGACUGUCUUACUUAUCCUUGUUAUCACAAGUAAGGUUUCAGCUGCUCUGACUGACUGUGUGGACCAAACAUUAUUCAUCUGCCUCCAGACUGCCCGGUGGCUCUGCUUCCACUCCCAUCCAUCUCACUUAAGUGGCUUCUUGGGCUCUGAGAGGACAUUCACUUAACUUCCAGAAGCUGGAGCAAGGACAUGGACUCAGUGGUCUUUGAGGAUGUGACUGUGGAAUUUACCCAGGAAGAAUGGGCUUUACUGGAUUUUUCUCAGAGAAAACUCUACACAGAUGUGAUGAUGGAUACCUUGAGGAACCUGGACUCAGUGUUUCAACAGGAUAAUAAUGGGCAAAUGUCCACGAAGAAUGACUCCUGGUCUUCCAUGUUAGGAGAAAUCUGUGAAUUCCAUGGCAUUGAACAUCCCCACAACAAUCAGGGAAAGCACAUGAGAAAAUAUUCAGUAGAGAGCCUCUGGGAAAGUAAGGAUGGUGAAGUAAAUAAAGAUGAAGAAGGUCAUCACUGUAGAGAAAGUUUCAGCUGGAUUGGAAAUCUUACUAGGCUCAAAAGAACUACUGGAGUAAACCCUUUUGAAUGCCUUGAGUGUGGAAAAGCCUUUAUGGAUCAUUCAUCAUUUAAGAGUCACAUCAGAUCUUGCACUGGAAAAAAACCUUAUCAUUGUAAGGAAUGUGGAGAAGACUGCACUUGUCCUUACCAAAAACCUCGUGUGAGAGAGAAAGUUUGUAAAUGUAAGGAUUAUGGGAAGCCUUGUAGUUGUUCCUUACCCCUCACUAAACACAUAAGAACCCACAGUGGAGAGAAGCUUUAUGAAUGUAAGGAGUGUGGGAAAGCCUUUAAUUAUCUUUCAAAUCUCACCAGACAUAUAAGAACUCACAGUGAAGAGAGACCUUAUAAAUGUAAGGAAUGUGGGAAAGCUUUUCGUUGUUCCUCAUCUCUCAGUGUACAUCUAAAAUCUCACAGUGGAGAGAAGCCUUAUGCAUGUAAGGAAUGUGGGAAAGCUUUUUGUCGGCCCUCAGACCUCAGUAGACAUACAAGAACUCACAGUGGAGAGAAGCCUCAUGAAUGUAAGGAAUGUGGGAAAACCUUUACUUUUUCCUCAUCUCUUACUAUACAUAUAAGAUCUCACAGUGGAGAGAAGCCUUACGAAUGUAAGCAAUGUGGGAAAGCCUUUAGUCGGUCCUCACACCUCACUACCCAUAUAAUAACACACAGUGAAGAGAGGCCUUAUGAAUGUAAAGAAUGUAGGAAAGCCUUUAAGCAAUUUGCACAGCUCAGUAGACAUGUAAGAGUUCACGGUGGAGAGAAGCCUUAUGAAUGUAAGGAAUGUGGGAAAGCCUUUAGUGAGUUUUCACAACUCACUAAACACGUAAGAAUUCACAGUGGAGAGAAGCCUUAUGAGUGUAAAGAAUGUGGAAAAGCCUUUAGUCGGUCCUCGUAUCUCAGUGCCCAUAUAAUAACGCACAGUGAAGAGAGGCCUUAUGAAUGUAAAGAAUGUGGAAAAGCCUUUAAGCAGUUUUCACGACUUACUAGACAUGUAAGAGUUCACAGUGGAGAGAAGCCUUACACAUGUAAGGAAUGUGGGAAAGCCUUUUGUGAGCUUUCACAACUCACUAGACAUGUAACAGUUCACAGUGGAUACAGGCCUUAUAAAUGUAAGGAAUGUGGAAAAUCUUUUAGUCGGUUUUCAUACCUUACUGGUCAUAUAAGAGUUCACAGUGGACACAGGCCUUAUAAAUGUAAAGAAUGUGGGAAAGCCUUUAAUCAGUCCUCACACCUCACUACCCAUAUGAGAUCACACAGUGGAGAGAGGCCUUAUAAAUGUAAGGAAUGUGGGAAAGCCUUUUUUCAGUCCUCACACCUCACUGACCAUGUAAGAACUCACAGUGGAGAGAAGCCGUAUGAAUGUAAGGAAUGUGAGAAAGACUUUAGUUGUUUUUCAUCUUUUCGUAAACAUGUUAGAACUUACCAUGGACAUAGGCCUUCUGAUAGUAAGGAAUAUGGGAAAGCCUUUAGUUCUCACACCUCCCUGAUCAUAUAAGAUCUCAGUGGAGAGAACAUGUGGUGCACUGAACUGCUAUUACAUGGCCCAUCUAGCCAUGGUCUUGUAAUUUCCACAGAAUGAUUGGGUGGGAGUUUGUUUAUUCAC